AUAAUAAAAAUCAUCGAUAAGGUAUUCAAAAUUCUACAAUUGUUUUUUUUAUUGCGAGAAUCAAGCAAUUGCGCGCAAGAGAUUUUGUGGACUUUGUGAUAAAUUCUGCUGGUGAGAUUAUUUCGAUUAACUAAAUAGAUAAUUAAAUAUUUUUCGAACAAUAUAAUUUAUAAAUUUACAAGAGAUAAAAGCUCUCGUGUAAAAAGAGAGAGAGAGAGAGAGAGAGAGAGAAAGAGAGAAUACCUAUAUGCAGAAAAGAAUAUCUUAUCAUAUCUCGUGCCAAUUUUCGAUGAGUUCGACAUUAUCCUCUCGAAGUGAACGCGCGAACUUUGUGAACAAGCCUCAUGUGAUCGCAAUGGUCGGACUGCCGGCUCGCGGCAAGACCUAUAUAUCAAAGAAGCUGUGCCGAUACCUCAAUUGGAUCGGCAUUAACACGAAGGUCUUCAACCUGGGCGAGUACAGGCGGCACGCAACCACGGCCUAUCAAUGUCACGAGUUCUUCCGUCCCGACAACAUUAAGGCGAUGGCUAUACGCACGCAAUGCGCGAAAGACGCAUUGAACGACGUGUGCCAGUGGUUGGAGAGCGGCGACGGCGAGGUGGCCGUUUUCGAUGCCACUAACUCGACGGUCGAGAGACGUCAGCUCAUACACGAAAUUGUAGUAUGCAAAAUGGGUUUCAAGCUGUUCUUCGUCGAGUCCGUGUGCAACGAUCCGGAGAUCGUCGAGCAGAAUAUUAUGGAAGUGAAAGUCAGUAGUCCGGAUUACACGAAUAUGAAAAAGGAGGACGCGCUCGCUGACUUCAUGCUGCGAAUUGAGCACUACCAGGAGCGAUAUCAACCGCUGGACGAAGAGCGCGAAAGCGACUUGUCGUUUAUGAAGAUAUACAACACAGGCGAGAAGGUGCUCGUCCAUAAGCACGAAGGCCAUAUACAAAGUAGAAUAGUUUACUAUCUAAUGAACAUUCAUAUUGUGCCACGCACGAUUUACUUGACCAGGCACGGUGAGAGCCUGAUGAACCUCGAGGGCAGGAUAGGCGGCGAUUCUGACCUGAGCGAACGGGGGCGCGAGUAUGCCAAAGCUCUGGCGGAAUUCAUCGCCAAUCAAAACAUACAGGGCUUGAGAGUAUGGACGAGCUGGCUAAAGAGAACUAUUCAGACCGCAACCGAUCUGACGGCACCGCAAGAGAGGUGGAAAGCUCUCAAUGAAAUCGAUGCUGGUAUCUGCGAGGAGAUGACUUACGAGGAAAUCGCUGACAAGUAUCCGACGGACUUCGCGGCGAGAGAUCAAAACAAGUUCUCGUAUCGUUAUCCGAGAGGGGAAAGUUACGAGGAUCUUGUCGCGCGUUUGGAGCCCGUGAUAAUGGAGCUGGAACGUCAGGGUAACGUUCUGGUCGUUAGUCAUCAAGCCGUUUUGCGUUGUUUAUUCGCAUACUUCCUGGACAAGAGUGCGGACGAAUUACCUUAUUUGGAAGUUCCUUUGCACACCAUCAUAAAAUUAACUCCGGUUGCUUAUGGUUGUAAGGUAGAGCAUAUUCGGCUACCGAUCGACGCCGUGGACACUCACCGGCCAAAACCAAAGAUGCCGGGAUACUUGGAGGAGCGAUUUCGAGGAACGAGAAAGGCAUUGCGCACGUGAUAACGACAAAUUUUUGCGUAAAACACGACGCAGCUAUUUUCUACCGAAUUCAUGUAACGAAUAUUAUAGAUUCCGGCAGCUGGCUGCCAUCUUCCUUGAAAUCCUCCGCGUGCGAUGAAUUUAUAAAGCUCGUGUCCGAAUCUUUUUCUUGUCGGAUUUAUCCAAAAAGAAGCGAGAGACGCGCACCUGUAAUGAUCAACCUAUUACAACAACGUUUUACCUUUUACGUGAAACGUAAUGUAAGACACCGGGUUAUAAAAGGUUCCGCGACGAUGCAAAUUCCGCACGUGUGCGGCAGCAACAGAGUGUGGAUGUAUUUUGUGAUUUUUACAUUUUUUCGAUUGGCAUCUGUGGAUAAGUAGCGAGAAAAUGUAUGUGAUACGAGGAGAUGGACACGAUGAUGACGUCGAUGACGAGCUUGUGGUGUACAUAUGUUUAUAGACGUGCAUCUUUUAGGUGACAAUUCAGACUUUUGUUUGUUUUUUUUUUUUUUUUUGUUUUUUUUUGGAUUGUUUCUGAACAUUCAUUAUUAUUCGAUAAUUAUUAUACGAUACUAGCAUAUAAUUGGGGUGUGUUGUCUUUGGGGAUAAUGCACGUUAUUUGGAGUAUUUAUUUCCCGUUGAAAAACACACACGUUAAGACAAUUAUAUUUAAUUUGGAUCAUAUUUUAGACAGUAUCCCAAGACAGUAUCCUAUUCACGUUCGAUAAAUCUAUUCGAUACUUGAAAUCGCUUGUUCGCGACUUUUAAUCUAAAGAUAUGCGCGUUUUUAUAUACGCAUAUAUAUAUAACGAUACAUAUAUAUUAUAUA
Pseudomyrmex gracilis is the source of this 2446-nucleotide messenger RNA. It is a transcript of the gene Pfrx, whose product is annotated as 6-phosphofructo-2-kinase/fructose-2,6-bisphosphatase 1. The coding region runs from base 248 to 1636 and encodes 462 amino acids. The transcript has 7 exons. Gene Ontology annotation, cellular component: cytosol. Lineage: Eukaryota; Metazoa; Arthropoda; Insecta; Hymenoptera; Formicidae. Gene Ontology annotation, molecular function: 6-phosphofructo-2-kinase activity; ATP binding; fructose-2,6-bisphosphate 2-phosphatase activity. Gene Ontology annotation, biological process: fructose 2,6-bisphosphate metabolic process; fructose metabolic process. The record is from RefSeq and is a predicted model, not a curated record.